GUUGAGAGUCUGUACGACUCAGAAUUGAACCGUUCAUAUCGAGCGUCAUCACUUUUUUGUUUAUUUGUUUGUUUGUUUUUGUUUUGUUUCUCUCUUUGCUUUAUAUAUUUUGUUAAAGUGUGCAAUCGUUAUUUUUUGUGUGUAAUUUUAUUUUUGCAAAUACACCAGGAUGGAACUUAAUUCUCUUCUCCUACUUCUUGAGGCUGCAGAGUAUUUGGAAAGAAGAGACAGAGAAGCUGAACACGGUUACGCAUCUGUUUUGCCGUAUGAUAGUGACUUUUCCAGAAAGAAAACUAAAUCACCCAUUUCAAGAAAACCGCACAACAACAGGUCAUCACACAAUGAGCUGGAAAAACACAGACGUGCCAAACUGCGAUUGUACCUGGAGCAGUUGAAACAGCUUGUGCCUUUGGGUCCUGAUAGCACCCGUCACACCACACUGAGCCUGCUCAAACGUGCCAAAAUGCACAUCAAGAAGCUGGAGGAACAGGAUAGGAAGGCUCUAAACAUGAAGGAGCAACUGCAGAGAGAACAUCGCUACCUCAAACGGCGUCUGGAGCAGCUGUCUGUUCAGGGCUUAGAACGUAUUCGCACUGACAGCAUGGGCUCCACCAUCUCCACUGACUCUGAGCAAGAAGUGGACGUUGACAUAGAGGGGAUGGAGUUCAUGCCAGGAGAGGGUGAUAGUGUGGACAGUAUUAGCGAUGGCGAGGACCACUACAGCCUGCAGAGCAGUUCCAGUGAUGGAGGCCACCAUUCGCAUUCUCACAGAUUACAAGCUCACAUCUGCUAGGCCGCAACAGUGUAUCACCUCCAACAUACCCCAUCAUCCACUCCCAGCUGGCAGGAAGCACCUGGUUGAUUUCCACUCUUCUGAAAACCCUGUCCGCUUUAUAUCGGAACCCUUUCCCCCACAACACCCCCCGCCCCAACCCCACAAAUGCACACAGGCAAGCAAUAUGUGGUUUAAAUAAGUAUGUGUGUGGUAACAAAGUUUUAUCUUGUCUGUUCUGCUGUGUGAGUUUAAGAAUCUAUGGCUCUGUUUCAAAACCAUAGUAACUGCUUUUACUGUCUAGUAUAUAAACAGGUAGUCCUAUCAUCGAAGGUAGUAUCCAUACUGACCUUAUAUGUGAUAAAAAAAGACACUCUAAAGUUGCUUAUAUGCAUCACACAAAUAGCGCCCUUCAUGAAUCAGUGACUUCAUCAAAUGUGCUGUCACGUUACUGAAUUUUUGGCAAAAGAUUUCGAUUUGUGUAGUGCGUUUUAGCUGCAUUUACACUGAAACAAAGUCAGAAAGAACGGUUCAUUCUGACACAAAUUGUUAUGCUUGAGUAAACAAAAAACUGCCUCCAUUCUGAGCCACUUUCAAAUUUCAUUUAAGAUAGAAAUUAAAAAAUUAAAGGCAUAAUUCAUCCAAAACUGAAGAUUUACUCACCCACAAGUGGUUUCAAACCGAAGAAGAUAUUUUGACGAAUGUUAGAAACUGGAUCCACUGACUCCAUAGGAUGACAAACAAAUGCUGUGGACGUCAGUGUUUAACAGUUUUGUGUUGAACAGAAAGAAAAACUCAAAAGGUUUGUGACAAGUGAAGGGUGAGUAAAUCUUGACAGGUUUUUGGGUGAACUGUCCCUUUAUGGUUCACUAGUUGAUUUCUUAUUUGUAAAAGUAAAGAGAAAGUCCUUGACAGUUGUGACCGCAGCAAAAAAACUAAAAUGACGCUGUCCAAAAUGCGUUAGUGUUUUAGUCUUUAUGUAAAACCUUGAGUAGUAAAUGAUGUAGCAAUAAACAUAGAAAGCAAUGGCUUUCUUAUGCAGUGAAAUUAUUCUGGACCAAACCUUUAAGACAUGAAAAGAUGAGUAAAUCUGUUUGUCUUUUCACCUGAUUUGUUUAGAUUGUAUGCAUGUCCAGCACUCAAAAUGACAAGUCAAAAUUUGUAAGACUGUAAGUUGUAGGGGGUGGGCAAAACUCUUCAGUACUAUCAGAAAAUGAUAUUAAUGCUUUUAGUUCCACGUCUUUCCCCUUAACUUAAUUGCUUACGUAUGUUUUGAAGCCUUUGUUCUUCAGCAGUAUAUAUGCAGUGCAGUGUGCAAUAUUCAGAAUAUAAAAGAAAGGUCUUUGUGCUGGGAAUUCCAAAUCUUUACAGACAGCCCCAGUUAUCAAAGCAGGUCAGACCAAAAUAAAUUAGGAAACAAAUGAGUAUGUAAAAGACAAAUGUACGUUUGAGAAAAGAAAAAGAUAUAUUCAUCACUGAAAGUGAUUUUAACAAGCGUAGUUUAUAUUUUCUGUAGUAGCUUUUGUAUUAUAUUUUCCUAAAUAGUCCUUGAUUAAAAGACAAAUAGAGGAGUAUAUGAAUAUAAAUAUAUAUAAAUAUAUAAAGUAUAUGAAAAUGACAGAACAUAAGGCCGGGGCUAAUGUUUGGGAGAACUUUUUCCCUUAUCUCCAACUGUCAUGCUGUGCCUUGACUCAUCGUAUCCCUGUUUUUUUUCCAAUCUCCUUCUCAUAUCCACAACCAGCCAGCUUUCAUCCUCACAAUACACUCUUCCUUGUCCAUUUGACCUUUCGCACAAAGUGACGAAAAACAAGGCUUUGUCUCCUCAACCUCCAUACUACAAACCUCCAAAAAUAUGCUUUCAAUUUUGCGAAGCAACAUCAUCCGCAUCUGCGACACUGGUCGUCUCCUCUUGUGGCAGCUCGUCUCACCCCAUUGAAAAGCUUCCUAACCAACUCUGCUCUUGUGGCUCUUUUCAAUGGGUUAUUUUUUAUUGAAUUUUUUAAUAGCUGUCUGUUUUUAUUGUCCUAAUGUCUAAGACGUGUUAUGUAUUUCAAACAAUGAAGUGGAAGACCUUGGGAGAAGAGCAUUGGAAUCAAUCAAUUAUGGCAGCUCUAGACUUCUCCACCCUCUCCCAAUGGUAGUUCCUGACGUAGUAUUAAAGUCUGCUCAAAGGUAUGAUCACAUUAGCGUAACUGCAGCACAAAUAUCUUGAGCAAAAAAUGUCAAUAACGUAGAGAUGUGGGUCAAAUACAAAGUUUUACAAAGGAUUUUAUUUACAUAGAACCCACUGUAAGUGAUGAAGUGUCUGAUUUAAUGUUUACAUUCUUUUUGUGUGUGGAAAAUGCAGGACAAUAUUUGGUAGACAAGACUGAAUGACAUAUAGUUAAUGUAUUCUGUAAAUCAAGGUAAAAAUGUGCAACUGUUGUUGUUUUUUCAGAAAGAAAAUAAACAUAAACAGGACACUUUUUGUUUUUGGCCCAUGUCUGAGGCGUAGUUCACACAGAAUUGCCUUUUUUUUAGUAAAUGUGACAAAAAAUUUACUAAAAAUCUUCCUUCGUAAUGUGAAACUCAAACUGUGUAGAUUAGAAUGGCUUGAUUUUGCUCAUGACAUUUCGCCCAUUUACGGUAAAUGUGACCAAACUUUAAGCAGACCAUAGUAUUCAAUCCUCUACCCAUAAGAGCAAUGAUACAGCAAUAUGAUUCUUCAGUUUGUAAAGCAGUGAGGACUUGAGUGUAAUGGUAACCAGCACUGUCUCAAUACUAUGGUGCAUAUUGUGACCAACUCAUAAGAUUUAUUUUAUUUUGGGUUUUACUGUUUUAUUUCUCCAUUUUCUUUUAAACACUGAAAGGAGAAAGUUUUUUCGUUUUGUUUUUUUAAAAGCUACAUUUUUAUGAAGAGUUUACAUUUUAUGUCAUGAUAUGCCUGACUGUUGUAGCAGAACUGUUUUUUUUUUUUUUUUUUUAUUUGUUGUUCAAGUGACUCGUUCUAUCAAAGAAGAAAAGCUCUUGCACAGAACCUCCCAUUAACAUGCUUUAAGUGAGAGUUCAGAGAAUUGGGCAUGAGAAUAUGAAUAGAUAUUUUUGCAUGUCUAAGAGAUUAUAGCUUUUAAUUGGCAUUAUAGAAGAAGUCAUAUGUGAAAUUAGGCCAAUGUCAGUUUCCAGUGUGGUGAAAGAAAUACUUUAUGACAGAGACAGGGUUAUUCAGUGGCUGCAGGGUUUUUUGGAAGCUUUAAAAACACUACAAUGUGUGUGUCAGCAGACAGCCACAUAUAUAAUUACACGGAAAGUGCCAGGUGUCCGGGGAUCUAAAAUAUGUGUUCCAUCACUCAGCCUAAAAAACAAAAAAAGUGGUGCUGCUGUGUUUUUUGGCCUGGCAGAUUGAGCUGUUUGUAGAGCAUAUGAUUGAGACUUCAUAGGAGGAAAGCUAAAUCGGAGAAUCAUUUGACCACGAAACACAAUGAUAGCUCUAAAAAAUCCCUUUGACCUUUUUUAAUGCGUAUAAAAGCACUAGACGAAAGAAAGAACUUCCAUGAAAAGAUUCCUGCCAUCUAGAUUCUAUUAGAUAUAGACUUUUAUUUUUCUAACCCCUCCCUAUUUUGGGAGGCAUCAGAUGUAAUAUCAGAUUUCUAUCUUUGUAUGACUAUAGAUUUGUGACCCAUAUUUUCUGCUCAAUUUUACUUUCCCCUGGUUGUUUUGUUUUGUGUUGAUGGAGCGGUUUGUUGACAGGUCAGUAUGUUUGGUGCAUCUCACAGAACGCUUGCGUUUCAGCAUGAGAAAAACUUGUGGCAAGACUGCGAAGGGAGGGUUCUGUGCCAGAGACCUGUGAACAGAUUUCCUAAAAAAAGCAAGUGAUAUGCAUUUAGAUGUUGUAUAAUAGUGUAAAGGUUUUUUUUCUUUGUGUGUGUGUGUGUGUGUGUCUGUGUGUACAUACACAUAUUUACCUGGUGCUGGCUAUGUUUGAGCCCACACUCUAUGGUAUUAUGUAUUCUUGUAUUGUAAUAUAAAUAAUUAAAAUGUUUUCUACA
Molecule: messenger RNA, 4797 nt
Organism: Danio aesculapii
Lineage: Eukaryota; Metazoa; Chordata; Actinopteri; Cypriniformes; Danionidae
Gene: mxd4
Product: MAX dimerization protein 4
Exons: 6
Coding region: 170-793 (207 amino acids)
Biological process (GO): regulation of transcription by RNA polymerase II
Molecular function (GO): RNA polymerase II cis-regulatory region sequence-specific DNA binding; protein dimerization activity; DNA-binding transcription factor activity, RNA polymerase II-specific
Source: RefSeq, a predicted model, not a curated record